Molecule: messenger RNA, 544 nt
Organism: Momordica charantia (bitter melon)
Lineage: Eukaryota; Viridiplantae; Streptophyta; Magnoliopsida; Cucurbitales; Cucurbitaceae
Source: RefSeq, a predicted model, not a curated record
AUGGCUUUGCUCAGAAAAAGUGUUGAGAUAUUCGUCCUUUUGAUGCCAACGGCUCCAGCUCUCAGUUUUAUUAAUUUUCUUGAUCUGUCUGGUAAGAGAUUUUCAAAUGGCAGAGAUGGGGAAGUGGUAUCAUGCCGCAGUGUUGGGUCAUGGAAGCAGCAGCUUCUCAAAGCCAAACAAUACAACAAACUGGUUGUGGUGAAGUUCACUGCGACGUGGUGCGGCCCAUGUCGAGCCAUGGCUCCUGUUCUUGAAGACUUGGCCAAGAAGACGAGCAAUGUCAUAUUCUUGAAAGUGGAUGUCGAUGAGCUAAUGAGUGUUGCUAAUGAAUUGGGAGUGGGUGCCAUUCCUUCCUUUCAAUUUUUCAAAAAUGGGAAGUUGGUGGACAAGUUCGUGGGUGCAAACAAGGAUUUAUUAAGAAACACUCUAUCAAAACAUGCCGCAUGAAACCGCUCUACAAGGAUGAAGGAUGAAGCUUUAUAUAAUAGAGAACAAUUAAUAUGCUGCAAAAUAAGUUUAAGCAAAAUUAAGUUUUCUUUUUUCC